AAUGAAAUAAAGCUGCCUAUUCACAUUUUAUUCACGUAAAUGAAAUCCACACUAAAGAGUAAAGAAAUGGAAAGUGUGUGGUGCAGUAUAGAAAUGAAGAAGGCAGAUAACUUUGCUAAUGAGAUAGCUGAAGCAUGUUAUUCCAAAUAUAUAAGCCUCCCCAAAACAGGCAAACCUAAUGAAGAAAGAGAGUGGACGCAUCUGGCUGGUAUCGUAAAGGUAGAGGGAUGGCAGAAAGACGUCAGUUGUUCGAGUUAUGUGUCGAUGGAUGUAGUUGCAUUAGGCACAGGUUCUAAAUGUAUUGGGAAGUCCAAAAUGAGUCCAUCGGGGGAUAUUCUGAACGAUGGCCAUGCGGAAGUAAUGGCUCGGAGGGGUCUUCUUCGAUACCUGUACGAUCAGAUACUUGAGACUUACCGAACAGGUUCGUCAGAAGUUUUCAAAUGUUUUUCUGGUGGCAAAUGUUUUAUUAAAGAUAACGUUACAUUCCAUUUUUUCGCAAGUCACACACCUUGUGGGGAUGCGUCAAUUAUUCCAAAAGUUUCUUUGUAUAAGGAUGAAGUGGGUCGUUGCUUGAAACGCAGCACCGAAGAAUCACUAUUUGAUAGUAAACAGGCCGAGGGAAAUUUAAAUGAAAAUUCUGUCGUGGUUCCAACACGAAACUUGUGUUGUGAUUUCAGUUGUGCAAAUUUGCAGUGUGAAAUGAUGUUACAGAGGGCGGAAGGAAAGAAACGUAACAGCAACGCAGGAGUAGUUAGUAAUAAAAGGAAAUAUCACAGUGAAGAAGAUAGUUUUAAAAGUAAAUUGAGUUCUGGAAGAGCUAAUAUAUGUGGUGGUAGCAAUCAGAGGGCAAGAGUAAACUAUCGAGAAGAGCUAGUAAAAACCAACACGGAGGAAGUUGUUAUUAGUGACAUCUAUAGAACGGGGGCAAAGUGUCUUCCACUUGAAUCACUUCAAGAUCCGCACGUGCCAGGAACAGACUACCAUGUUGUCGGAGCUUUGAGGACGAAGCCUGGUCGUGGUGACCCAACGCAGUCUCUCUCAUGCAGUGAUAAGCUUGCGAGAUGGAAUGUGGUUGGUCUGCAAGGAGCUUUAUUGUCUCUUCUCGUAAACGAACCCAUUUACUUUAAGUCAUUGGUUAUCGGUGGGGGAUGUCCGUUUUCAAAGGCAUCUCUGAAGAGAGCUGUAAUUGGACGUCUGAUGUGUGGAAACAACGGAGAAAAUAAUUCAUCGUACGAUGAGAUAGUUCAAGCUUCCGCAAUCGGUGACAGUAUUUCAUUACCGUCAGAAUAUGCAGUUGUUAAUCCGUUGAUUUUACGGUCGGCUUUGCCCUUUAAACAUGCCCAAACACCUGGUGGGAAGAAACAGCCGUGUCCGUCCAGUAUUGUAUGGUGUAAGGUGCCGGAAAGGGCCGUAGAAGUGGCUGUAGAAGGAAAGAAGCAAGGCGUAACAAAGAAAGUUGCCCUCACGUCUGCAGGCCGACUUCUCGUUUGCAAGAGAGAACUUCUUCAGCAGUUCGUGAAUGUGGCGUCAUCGAUGCCCGAUCCUACCUUCCACCUGCCCUCUCUUUUGAAGUUACGUGAUGUUACAAGCGACGUUACGGAGAUCAAACAGUGUUUAAUUCAGAUGCCUUACAAGCAGCUGAAAAAUUUGUCACAAGACUACAAGCAAGCAUGGAAUGCAGUGAGAGCCGUCUGUUUUCCGUCAUGGAUAACAAAAUGCGAUUCGCUUUCUUCCUUCAGUCUCGCCAAUUAGAGGGGCUGUUUUCUUUCCUGUACAUCAACAGGCAUGAUGCUAUUGAAAUGAGCUGUGUUCUAGUAAGGUAGUUAAAAGAAAUUGGUUUUUCAUUCAAUUAAUCUGUUUUACGUUACGUUUCAUCUUCAGAAUGGACGAAGAGCUGUCCGUUACAGCGUCGAUUACCCUACUAAUUCUCGUCAAGCUGAAGAUUCAUGCAGUAACAGCAUAAAUGAGAAAUGUUGAUAAAUGCAAGAAUCCAACUCCAGCACGAAGGCUUAGUCAUUUACGAAGCUAUGAACCACCAACGAUCGGAAGUAGAGGAAGUUACGAGCGAGGACGAUUCAUGUGAAAUUAUUUAAAUAAGAAGUGACACGUUUUAUAUCCA
Molecule: messenger RNA, 2119 nt
Organism: Zootermopsis nevadensis
Lineage: Eukaryota; Metazoa; Arthropoda; Insecta; Blattodea; Termopsidae
Gene: Adat1
Product: Adenosine deaminase, tRNA-specific 1
Biological process (GO): tRNA processing
Molecular function (GO): RNA binding; tRNA-specific adenosine deaminase activity; adenosine deaminase activity
Source: RefSeq, a predicted model, not a curated record